GAUUCACUUGAUAGCGUGGGUGGAUUCUAAAGAAAGUAGACUAAUAUAUUGUUAAAAAUGGGACAACACGUAUCUAGAACUGAUUUUGAAUGGACUUAUACCGAGGAACCUCACGCAAGUCGACGAAAAAUCAUUCUGGCAAAAUAUCCACAAAUCAAGAAACUAUUUGGCUAUGAUCCUAAUUUUAAAUGGGUUGUCACAGGCAUGGUUUUUAUUCAGUUUGUAUCAAUGUUUAUUGUUAAGGAUCUCAGUUACCCUGUGCUGUUUCUAAUGGCUUAUUGCUUUGGUGGAGUUAUUAAUCAUUCUCUCAUGUUAGCUGUUCAUGAAAUUUCACAUAAUCUGGCUUUCGGACAUUCAAGACCAAUGGCGAAUAAACUAUUUGGAUUUUUUGCAAAUUUACCUAUUGGUAUUCCUAUGUCAAUUAGCUUUAAAAAAUAUCAUUUGGAGCAUCACAGAUACCAAGGUGAUGAAAGAUUAGACACAGAUUUGCCAACCUUACUAGAAGCAAAAUUAUUUUGUACCACGUUUGGGAAAUUCUGCUGGGUCCUUCUUCAACCAUUUUUCUACUCCUUCAGACCUCUUAUUACUUAUCCCAAAACACCAACAAUAUUAGAAUAUGUUAACUUGGUGAUACAGUUAAUUUUUGAUGCAUUUGUAUGGUACUUUUUUGGUGGAAAAGUUUUAGUGUACUUCAUCGUUGGUGAAGUUUUAGCAAUGGGUCUUCAUCCAGUUGCAGGACAUUUCAUAUCUGAACAUUAUAUGUUCAAAAAGGGAUAUGAAACAUACAGCUACUAUGGACCUUUGAAUUUUAUCACAUUUAAUGUUGGAUAUCACAAUGAACAUCAUGACUUUCCUGCAGUUCCUGGUUCAAGAUUACCUGAAGUUAAAAGAAUAGCUGCUGAAUUUUAUGACAACUUACCGCAGCAUAACUCUUGGAUUUCUGUUUUAUAUGAUUUUAUAAUGGAUCCAGAAAUAGGUCCAUAUGCUCGCAUGAAAAGAAAAUACCGUGGUCUGGAGUCAUAAACGUAACUCAAUUC
This is a messenger RNA of Phymastichus coffea, 1037 nucleotides long. RefSeq names its product sphingolipid delta(4)-desaturase DES1 (gene ifc). The record is from RefSeq and is a predicted model, not a curated record. Gene Ontology annotation, biological process: ceramide biosynthetic process. The coding region runs from base 58 to 1023 and encodes 321 amino acids. The transcript is spliced from 6 exons. Gene Ontology annotation, cellular component: membrane. Gene Ontology annotation, molecular function: sphingolipid delta-4 desaturase activity. NCBI's taxonomy places the organism in Eukaryota, Metazoa, Arthropoda, Insecta, Hymenoptera, Eulophidae.